Messenger RNA from Protopolystoma xenopodis, 720 nucleotides. The record is from the annotation of a GenBank genome assembly. Lineage: Eukaryota; Metazoa; Platyhelminthes; Monogenea; Polystomatidea; Polystomatidae.
AUGUUCCAAUUAGCCUUCACUCUACCUGCUGAAAAGGAUCUGACCAUUUCCGUUAAGGACUAUGAUCUCCUUACUUCAGACGACGUGAUCGGGGAGACCAAGAUCGACCUGGAGAACCGGUAUCUCACCAAAUUCCGAGCCACCUGUGGCCUGCCACAGAGUUACUGUGUCUCAGGGCCAAAUCAGUGGCGUGACUCGCAAACGCCGUUGCAACUACUCGAGACAUUUUGUGACAAAAAUCGUCUACCCAAGCCGGUGUUUGACGACCACCAUCCUAACUAUAAUUGCCUUACUCUGCUGCUGGGGCAACGACUCUUCGUGCUGGACGACUUCGAGAAAGGGAUUGCGGCUAAUCCUCACUUUGGUCCCGCAAAACAGCGCCUCUGUUUGCAUGCCCUCGGUUGCCUACCGUUGGUUAAAGAGCACGUGGAGACAAGAAAGCUUGCCAGCCCUCUUCAACCAGGCAUAGAACAAGGCCGUCUCGAAAUGUGGAUUGACAUUUUCCCAAAAAGUCUAGGUUUGCCUGGGCCACCUUUUGAUAUUUCUCCUAGGAAACCUAAGGAGUUUGAACUUCGGGUGAUCGUCUGGAACACCAGUGAUGUCAUCCUUGACGAGGAAUCCAUCACAGGAGAAAAGAUGUCAGAUAUAUAUGUGAAAGUAAGUUUUCCUACUCUUCUUAAAUGCCUAUUUUGCACAAUAUUUUAUGUGAUAAUCCCUUGA